Messenger RNA from Eruca vesicaria subsp. sativa (arugula), 558 nucleotides. Lineage: Eukaryota; Viridiplantae; Streptophyta; Magnoliopsida; Brassicales; Brassicaceae. The record is from the annotation of a GenBank genome assembly.
AUGGAAGUUCAAGAUUCUAAAAUUUUAAGCCAGUGUAGCAGUAUGCAAAAAAUGCUUCUGGUUGGAGAAGGAGAGUUUUCAUUUUCAUUGUCACUAGCUAAAGCCUUUGCUUCUGUCGCCAAAAUCACUGCGGUAUCUCUUGAUGUUCGAGUUGGACUAGGGCGUCAGUACAACAAUGGAAAAGGGAAUGUGGAAGAGUUGGAGAGGCUUGGGUGCACGGUGGUCCAUGGUGUCAACGUACACACUAUGACUUCAGACUUUCGCCUAUCUCGAUAUGAUAGAAUUGUCUUUGAUUUUCCUCAUGCAGGGAAACACAAAGAUGUAGUGAGAGGAUUCAUUGAGAGUGCCCGCGAGAUGGUGAACGAAAGUGGGGAGAUUUAUUUCACUAAUAUGACAAUGUACCCGUUUAACAAAUUGGAUAUAAAAUCUCUUGCUGGAGAAAAAGGUUUGCGUCUAAUCCAGCCGGUGCAAUUCAAGAAAUGGAUAUUUCCAGGUUACUCAACCAAGUCUGACUUUCACUUUCCUUUCCGAUUAGUUAUUUCAAUGAUUAAGAUGUAA